Molecule: messenger RNA, 891 nt
Organism: Lagopus leucura (white-tailed ptarmigan)
Lineage: Eukaryota; Metazoa; Chordata; Aves; Galliformes; Phasianidae
Product: spectrin beta chain, non-erythrocytic 2-like
Exons: 5
Biological process (GO): actin cytoskeleton organization
Cellular component (GO): cell junction; cortical actin cytoskeleton; cell projection
Molecular function (GO): actin filament binding
Source: RefSeq, a predicted model, not a curated record
GGCGCAGACGUGAACGUGGAGCAGCCCGACGAACGCUCCGUGAUGACGUACGUGGCCACGCUGUAUCACUACUUCUCCAAAAUGAAAGCGCUGGCCGUGGAGGGGAAACGCAUCGGGAAGGUGCUGGAGGCUGCGCUGCUGGCGGAGCGUUUGGUGCAGCGCUACGAGGCGAUGGCGGCGGAGCUGCUGGGCUGGAUUGACCGCACCAUCAUGGCCCUCAACGAGCGCCAGUGGGGAUCUAUGGGGCUGAGCGGCGUGCAGAACCAGCUGCAGGCCUUCAACACCUACCGCACCGUGGAGAAACCCCCCAAGUUCACCGAGAAGGGUCACCUGGAGGUGCUGCUGUUCACCAUUCAGAGCCGGAUGCGCUCCAACAACCAGAAGGUUUUUGUGCCGCGCGACGGAACGCUGCUGGCUGACAUCAACCGGGCCUGGGAGCGCCUGGAGAAAGCUGAGCACGGCCGCGAGGUGGCGCUGAGAGCGGAGCUGAUCCGGCAGGAGAAGCUGGAGAGGCUGGCGGCGAGAUUCGAGAGGAAGGCGGCCAUGAGGGAGAGCUGGCUGAGGGACAACCAGCGCCUCGUGGGGCAGGACCACUUUGGGUCGGACGUGGCGGCGGUGGAGGCGGCGGUCCGGAAGCACGAGGCCAUGGAGACGGACGUGGCGGCCUACGGAGGGCGCGUGGAGGCGCUGGGCGCUGUGGCGGCGGAGCUGGAAGCCGAGCGGUAUCACGACGUGAGGAAGGUGAUGGAGAGGAGGAAGAACGUGGGGAGGCUGUGGGACGUCCUGAGGAAGUCGGUGGAGGAGAGGAGGGAGAGGCUGCUGCUGCACGUGGAGCUGCAGGCAGUGCUGGGGGAUCUGCAGCAUCUGGCCGGGUGGAUGGAGGAGAUGGAG